AUGAGUUACAGAGAAGCUAUUCAGCUGAACAAUCAAGCUACUUCCCUAUUGGAAAGCAAACGUUUCGAUGAAGCUAUUCUUGUUGCAUGCGCUGCAAUGGAGGUGUUCCAAAAACAAACGCCUACUGCAGAAAAGGUAUCUCUGUGUGGCAAUGACUUCGUUGACCAAUGCAUGCUUUCUCGACAUCGUGAUUGCGACUGCGACAGCAACACCAUGGACGAGGAGUACACCUAUGAACAUGGGAUCGUGUUACCGUUGAAUACAAUGGAUGGAACAGUUAUCACCCCUGUCCUGAUCUUCAACUGCGCCCUCUCUCAUCACUUGGCAGCGAGACAUUGCAACGACCAUGCCAUUUGUUCUCAGCACUUCCUCAACAAAGCACAAAGGCUUUACACGCUUGCCUAUGAUCAACAAGAUCAAGACCAGAACAUGAUAUUCCAGGCUGUCAUUGUUGACAACAUUGGAGUAAUUCGAAAGAUUCUUGGCAACGAGGAGGAGGCACAGGCGUGCUUUGAACAUUUGACGUCAAUGCUCAUGAUGAUGAUCUACUGCACCGAGGAUGAUUCUUGUUUGGGCGAAAACAAAUAUCGACAACAUGUCCAGGGCUUCUUUUGGAUGAAUAUUUUGGAAAACCAGCGAUCACUAGCCCCCGCUGCGUAA
Molecule: messenger RNA, 660 nt
Organism: Cylindrotheca closterium
Lineage: Eukaryota; Bacillariophyta; Bacillariophyceae; Bacillariales; Bacillariaceae
Source: the annotation of a GenBank genome assembly